AUACCCACAUUUCUCUCCACACCCAUCUUCCUCUAUUUCCCAUCUCAACCUUCCCAUCGCCCCCUUCUGCCCCUCCCUUACCCUUCUCUCUUUCCGAUUUCCUCCCCGACCUUCUCUCUCCUCCCUCUCUCUCUCUCUCUCUCUCCCCCACCAACAAACUUACCCGCCAAUUCUCUCUCUCCUCCGCUUUCUUUCAAAUUCUUGUCAAUUCCCAUACAAUCCACAUACGACAUACCCACCAAUCCGAAAGCUUAAAUCUUUGUUCUUGGUUCAUGAUAUCUGCAACGGAUCUGCUCUGUUUCUUGACAUUUCAUGAACUUUUGCUCCAAACCCAGCUCGUUUUUUGGGUGUUUUUCGAGGCAGACUAGCUGUCAACUUGUAUAUGCAACUAGGGUUUUGAAGGGGUCUCGGUUUUUCGGUAUUCCAGAUUUCUCUUUGAAGCUUGGUACUUUCUGGAACAGGUUUGUUAUGACACAAGUUAAGGAGGUGGGGUUUUGAAAUGUUAAAUUGCUGUGGCGAGGAAUAAUUCCUGUUGCAGGUUUGUUGUUUCAUUUCUUCUACGGCAAACCAUGAUGUGAUAGUGGGGCAGAACCAGCCGUUAGUGAUGGGAGGCCAUAGCCACAACUUGAUCCUUGAUCAGACCCAUGAACACGAGUUGGGUUUGGGACCCACCCAUGAGCAUGCAAUGGCUUUAGAGCAGACUCAUGAGCAAGAAGGGAAUAAAGGUCAAGGAUAUGAAAAUGGGAAUAACGGGUUAGCAGCGGACCAGAAGCCCGAACACGAAGGCCAUGAGUUGGUUAUUGCUGAGAAAAAUGGAUUGGCUGUCUCUGAGAACCAAGAAGUUGGUGACAAUAUGGAGUUGGCAACUGUGGAUGAAAGCCAUGAACUGGGGAUUGAACCUGCUGAUGACAUCAAUGACGAAAAUGGCCAGCUUGUGGUUACUCCUGUUAUUCAGCAACGUGCCAUUGCUAUGACCCCUGAUUAUGAGCUGCAUGUGGGACAGGAAUUCCCUGAUGUCAAGAGCUGCCGGAGGGCAUUGAGGGACACAGCCAUUGCCCUUCACUUUGAAAUACAGACAAUAAAAUCCGAUAAAACUCGUUUUACUGCAAAAUGUGCAAGUGAGGGGUGCCCAUGGCGCAUACAUGCCGCAAAGCUUCCCGGUGUGCCUACGUUUACUAUAAGGACUAUCCAUGAGGCCCACACAUGUGGGGGAAUCGCUCAUCUUGGCCAUCAACAAGCCUCAGUUCAGUGGGUUGCGACUUCUGUGGAGCAACGCCUUAAGGAAAACCCUAAUUGCAAGCCGAAGGAGAUUCUAGAAGAGAUUCACCGCGUUCAUGGUAUCACUUUAUCCUACAAGCAAGCUUGGAGGGGAAAGGAGCGUAUUAUGGCUACCAUGCGUGGAUCUUUUGAAGAAGGGUAUCGCCUCCUUCCACAAUACUGUGAACAAGUUAAAAGGACAAACCCCGGAAGCAUUGCCGCUGUUUAUGGGAAUGAAACUGAUAAUUGCUUUCAGCAUCUCUUCAUUUCGUUCCAUGCUUCUAUUUAUGGGUUUCUGAAUGCUUGUCGGCCGCUCCUUGGGCUUGAUAGGACUUUCUUGAAAAGCAAAUACCUUGGUACUUUACUUUUAGCUACUGGCUUUGAUGGGGAUGGUGCUCUGUUCCCUUUAGCGUUUGGUGUUAUCGAUGAGGAAAAUGACGAAAAUUGGAUGUGGUUUCUUUCGGAACUUCAUAACUUGCUUGAACUCAACACGGAAAACAUGCCAAGGCUCACAAUUUUGUCAGAUAGGCAGAAGGGCAUUGUAGAUGGAGUUGAAGCAAAUUUCCCUACUGCGUUUCAUGGAUUUUGCAUGCAUCACUUGAGUGAGAGUUUUCGUAAGGAGUUCAAUAACACUAUGCUUGUUAACCUUCUAUGGGAAGCUGCUCACGCCCUCACGGUAAUAGAAUUCGAGGCUAAAAGUCUCGAGAUCGAAGAGAUAUCCCAAGAUGCUGCAUAUUGGAUUAGGCGGAUUCCGCCUCGGUUGUGGGCCACGGCAUAUUUUGAGGGGACAAGAUUUGGGCAUUUGACAGCUAAUAUAGUGGAGUCGUUGAAUUCGUGGCUUCUAGAAGCCUCUGGGUUACCGAUUAACCAGAUGAUGGAAUCAAUUAGAAGGCAGCUUAUGACUUGGUUCAAUGAACGCCGAGAGACAAGUAUGCAGUGGACAUCAAUCCUUGUGCCGUCUGCUGAAAGGAGUGUUGCAGAGGCCCUUGAGCGAGCUCGCACUUAUCAGGUUCUUCGUGCCAAUGAAGCCGAAUUUGAAGUUAUAUCACACGAGGGAACAAAUAUUGUUGAUAUUCGCAACCGUUGCUGUCUCUGUCGCGGUUGGCAGCUUUAUGGUUUGCCAUGUGCGCAUGCUGUGGCGGCGCUGCUUUCUUGUAGACAGAAUGUUCAUAGGUUUACUGAGAGCUGUUUUACAGUUGCGACUUAUCGUAAGACAUACUCACAAACCAUUCAUCCAAUUCCUGAUAGAACUCUUUGGAAAGAGUUAUUGGAGGGAGAUCCAAAUAUAUGCACGGCAAUUGAGGUUGUUAUUAAUCCACCUAAAUCACUUAGACCACCUGGACGACCGAGGAAGAAGCGAGUGCGUGCAGAGGAUCGUGGCCGUGUGAAGCGAGUUGUGCACUGCAGCCGUUGCAACCAAACAGGCCAUUUUAGAACCACUUGUGCAGCACCCAUUUAGUUGGCUUUGGAUUGUUGGUGCCCUAAAUUCGGGUAAUAUCUGUUAACUAGGCAAGUAAUUUCUGUAGUUCUGUUUACUAUUUAUGGAGGACCAUCAGGGAUUGCAAGUUGCGACUCAGUGCUUUCUGUCAUUUGGCAUUAGGUUAUCUUAGUUCAGUUUCAGCUGUCCUGUUUGUGUAGAUCACCACAAUAAUACAUUUUCAUGGAGCUGUGUACUCAUUGUCUAUGUUCCAAUUCUAAGAGGUUAUUUUCUUGAGUUCCAGGUA
Messenger RNA from Rhododendron vialii, 2981 nucleotides. RefSeq lists its product as uncharacterized. The coding region runs from base 605 to 2716 and encodes 703 amino acids. Lineage: Eukaryota; Viridiplantae; Streptophyta; Magnoliopsida; Ericales; Ericaceae. The record is from RefSeq and is a predicted model, not a curated record. The transcript is spliced from 2 exons. Gene Ontology annotation, molecular function: zinc ion binding.